Messenger RNA from Rhodofomes roseus, 2394 nucleotides. RefSeq lists its product as uncharacterized. Gene Ontology annotation, cellular component: cytoplasm; nucleus. The transcript has 4 exons. Lineage: Eukaryota; Fungi; Basidiomycota; Agaricomycetes; Polyporales; Fomitopsidaceae. Gene Ontology annotation, molecular function: protein tyrosine phosphatase activity; thiosulfate-cyanide sulfurtransferase activity. The coding region runs from base 1 to 2394 and encodes 797 amino acids. The record is from RefSeq and is a predicted model, not a curated record. Gene Ontology annotation, biological process: positive regulation of G2/M transition of mitotic cell cycle; G2/M transition of mitotic cell cycle; protein dephosphorylation.
AUGUCAUUCUUUGGCUUCACGAAUCCUUCGGCCACGAACAAGCACUUCCUCGAUGUACCGCCCGCGCCAUCUCGCAAGGUGAGCCAGAGGCUGAUGAAGCCGGCCACACGCGUCGAAAUGGAGGAGUUCCUCUCCUCCGAGGCCGACGACCUCGAGCUUUCCUUCGCCUCUACCAUGUCGCUCAAUUCGCCGCCGCGCGACCACCUCGACCUCGACCUGGAGAGCGAGCGCGAGAACCCGGACUAUGCGCCCAUGGACAUUUCUCCCGCGCCCCCGACGCGCAUGCAAGCUCCAAGCACCAGGAGCCACAACGAGUCCGUCGAGAAGACGCGUGCCUUCGUCGGUCGUCCGCGCGCGAUGACGACCAACGCCAGGCUUUUCGGUAGGGAUGUGAGCAACAACUCCAGCGGCAACGGUUCCGUCAGCAGCCUGCAGUCUGUGGCCAAGUCCACUGGGACUAACAACGCGGCCAAACGUCUCCAACGAGCUGCUCUUCCGUUCGAGUGGAUGGCCACGAGCAGUCAAAACGCGAAUGUCGCGCCGGAGCCUCAGAACAUUCCAUCGUCCCCCGCGGCGUCCGACGCGAUGGACGUCGAUUCGUCAUUCAUCUACGUCCCGUCGCCGUCGGUGCCCAGCGACUGCCCGCGUUCCGCCGUGCCGACGAUCACCGCGUUCGACGUCAACAACAACCCGCUCGCGGGGCCGACGUCCGCUGCACCGACGAUCACGACUUUUGAGGACUACUUCUCGCAUGUGGCCGCGGUCAACUUCGAUGGCUUUGCACCGCCGAGUGGCACCUCCCCUGGGGAGCCUGUCGAGAGCCCUUGCCAGCCCUUCCCCAAGAAGCGUCGCUCGUCCUCGCCGAUGCGCAGUGCUGCGCGUCUUGCGCACCAGAGCAUCCUCGAGCAGGAGGCCGCCCUCGACUCGUCGCCCGCGCCGUCGUCCCCCAUGGUGCACAAACUCAACCGCAUGCCGAGCGCCCAGAUCCUCAGGAAGCCUAUGUUGGGUGGCCUUGGCGCACCCCUCGAGCUGAACACCAACAAGAAGCGGCCGAGGCGCCCCGCCCUCAGCGCGAUGAUCUCGCCUGGCGACGGCACCGUCGCGGGCCCUCGUUCGGCAGUCCCGUUGGGAGAGAAGGAGAGCGAUGGACCUGCGCCCAGCCUGCCGAGGCACGUCCUCCCGCCUGUCCGCCGCGCGUUCUCGGCGAUGCUCCCCCCGUCGAUGAUGGAGCAGUCGAUGUCCUCCGAGGACGGCCAGUCGUUCGACAGCUCUGCCGACAUGAGCUCCCCUGCGCAGGCGUACGCGAAGCGCCAGCAGGUCAAGACCAUCCGUCGUUGCGAUGGCACGGAGGACUUCCGCUCGAACACGGGUGCGACGUCGAUGGUGCGUCGCGACACCGAGGUCAUGAUGAAAGGCCUCAGAAGGACUGAGGCCCGCGAGGACCGGGUGGUGCAUGAACCCGCUGAGAGGGAUACGCCACGCAGCAAGUACUUGAAUGGCCUGAGUGGCUUUGGAGACAAUGAAACGCACGGGAAGAUUCUGCCCUGCCACCGCGUCCGGGAGGACGGGUUGAUGCGCAUUACUAGUAAGACGAUGAAUGAUCUUCUCGAUGGUAAAUACGACCCGCGACUGACCACUUACCACAUAAUCGACUGCCGCUUCGACUACGAAUACAACGGCGGGCACAUUCCUGGUGCCGUCAACAUCAACACCACCGCGGGCGUCGAGGAGUUCCUGCUCGGCGCCGGUUCGACCCGGCCAAUCCCUUCCACUAGCGGCGACGAGGGCAAGAAGACGAUCCUUGUUUUCCACUGUGAGUUUAGUGUUAAGAGAGCGCCUACUUUUGCUAAGCAUCUUCGUUCCAAGGACCGCGCGUUGAACAACCAUGUCUACCCCAAGAUUCACUACCCUGAGGUGUACAUCCUCGAGGGCGGGUUUAGCCAGUACUACCAGGACUCGGCGCUUCGCUGCCAGCCGUGCGGCUACGUGAGGAUGGAUGACCCCCACUACGCUCAGUCCCGCAAGGAGGACCUAGACCAGUUCCGUAAGGGCAAGUUCGGAAGGACCAAGUCGUACGCGUUUGGCGAGGGCAAGACAGUCUCGGCUCUGUCCCAGCAGUCGAAGAGGAACACCGCGCCCAGCGGCGGCCCGACCCACAUGUUUGCUGCCGCGAACGCGGCGCGUGGUCGCCGCGGAGGCAUGGGCAACUCCGCCUUGCAGAUGCUCGCUGAGGGCGGAAGCCAGGACCACGAGAGCGACGGUGACGACACCGACAUUGGUGACAGCCCCUGCCCGCCUCCGACCAAGACGGUCACGUACAAGACCAAGAAGGUCGGUCGGCUCGGGAGGACCGAGACCUACGACGGCGUCGUCCGCAUCCCUGUGGCCUACUGA